CUAAUGGAUAAUCAGCAUGGAGAAAAAGACAGAGAAAAUACAAGUGAUUUGUGCCUAGUGGUACUAGGCUAAAUAAACACUUGUUUUAUCUUCGAAAUAUUUGGAUUUCACCGCCACAUUUUUUAAAAUUCAAACAUGCCUGUUAGGGAGAAUCAUUCUCUUGCCUUCUCUAGCAUCUAGCUGAAGAUUCUGAGAAUAGUCACGGUUAAUUGCUCCUUCAGGGAUAUGUCAUCUUGCCUCCCCUGCUAGUCAGCAGGGGACACUGACUGACUGCAAGAUACAGAGAAGCUUUACCCAUCAUCCAUGGAUAGCAGGUGGAGAAGGAGCGAAAUGUCUUCAGGUACUUCCCAGUAUCUUCGAAUGAAGUCUCCCUCUGUUAUUUCCAACGGUUCCUUUGAAUUCACACCUGCAACAUUUACUCUUGUUGGUAUCCCAGGACUGGAAGCAGAGCACAUCUGGAUAUCUAUCCCUUUCUGCCUGACAUACAGCAUCAUCUUCAUAGGAAAUGGUAUCAUUCUACAUAUCAUUCGGAUUGCCCCUGUUUUGCAUCAGCCAAUGUACUUCUUUCUAGCCAUGCUGGCCUUUGUUGAACUCGGAGUCUGUGCUUCCACCAUGCCUACUGUGUUAGGCAUUUUCCUCUUUGGCAUUCAUGACAUCAGUUUUGGUGGUUGUCUGCUGCAGAUGUUUUCUAUGCACUCUUUCACUCUCAUGGAGUCAGGUGUCCUUCUGGCUAUGUCUGUAGACCGCUUUGUGGCCAUUUAUAGCCCACUGCGGUACACAACCAUCCUGACAAUUCCCCGCAUCACUGGGAUGGGUGCCACCAUUGCCUUGAGAAGUGUGAUGCUCAUGUUACCACUGCUCUUCCUUCUGAAGGAUCUGCCUUUCUGUGGCCACAACACCCUCACACACUCUUACUGCCUCCACUCAGAUCUGAUCAAACUGCCUUGUGCAGACACCCGCCCCAAUAGCAUCCUGGGUCUGUUUGUUAUUACCUCCACAUUUGGGCUGGACUCACUGCUUAUUGUGGUUUCGUAUAUGCUGAUUUUUCACAUAGUCCUGGGAAUAGCUUCUGGGGCAGGGCGGUGGAGGGCACUCAACACAUGUGUGUCACAUAUCUGUGCUGUGCUCGUGUACUAUGUUCCCAUGAUCAGCCUCUCUUUGUUGCACCGCUUUGGACGGCAUUUACCUCCACUCCUCCAAACUUUCAUGGCCAAUGCAUACCUAUUCUUCCCACCUGUGGUUAAUCCCAUUGUCUAUAGUAUCAAAACCAAGGAAAUUCGCAAUAGCAUUGUUCGUACACUGUCUAGAAAGAGGGGUGAGGUCUAA
Molossus molossus (Pallas's mastiff bat) is the source of this 1326-nucleotide messenger RNA. RefSeq names its product olfactory receptor 51I2-like. Gene Ontology annotation, biological process: G protein-coupled receptor signaling pathway. Bases 304 to 1326 code for a protein of 340 amino acids. The record is from RefSeq and is a predicted model, not a curated record. The transcript is spliced from 5 exons. Lineage: Eukaryota; Metazoa; Chordata; Mammalia; Chiroptera; Molossidae. Gene Ontology annotation, molecular function: G protein-coupled receptor activity; olfactory receptor activity. Gene Ontology annotation, cellular component: membrane.